AGGGCAGAAAGAAGGAGGUGAUUGUUUGGGAGAAGGGAAGAUAUAAAGGAGGUGAAAGCAACAGAAGGAACAAGUGGACGGGAAGAAGUGGAGAAAGGAGCUCAUUCUCACUCAGAUUUGAAAAGCUUUGCAAUCAACAGAAAUAUGAUGGCUGCCAUCAGGGACCUUCCUUUCCCCCUGGCUAUCAUUUGCCUGGUUCUCAUCAGAGGUUACCGUCCCCUUCCUACAACAUCACAAGUGCCAGGCACGUAUCCCAUGAGUCCUGAAACACCACAUAUGAUUUCAACCUUUCCGUCACAUGAUUACCCCGACGAGGAAGUCACAGACACCCCUUUAACAGACAGCAGAGGGACUCCACAUGGAAAGAUUGCUGAGCAAUGCAACUACAAACCCUGCCUGGAGGAUCAGACCCCCUGCGCUGAACUGGCAGCCUCCACCGGCUGCUUGUGUCCAGGGUUACCUUUAUAUAAUGAGGCUCCGGAGUCCCCCACCCUGAUAUCGGUCACCUGGAAUGGGUCAGAGGUGGUAGUUCAGUGGUGUGCACCACAUUCACACAUCACAGCUUUUAAUGUGACAGUCGGUGGGGAACAGAGGCAGACGUUUGGGAAGAAUCGAAGGAAAGGUGGAGUGGGCGACAUCGAGCACAUGUCAGAGGUUUGUGUGGUUGCGGUGAACGAUGCUGGAACCAGUCAGGGGUCCUGUUUGAUGUACCAACCCAGGGACAGAAGUCUGACUCUGUUGGUGGGCCUCAUCGGGGGGGCUCUGGGCUUCCUGCUGCUCCUCUUGCUGGCCGUGCUGCUCUGGAGGCACAGGAGGCAAAGGAAACAGGAGGCCAACAUCUCUAUGCACAACACAACUGAGACACAGUGAACACAAAACCGAGCUAAGAGAAGACUCUGUCCCAUGAGACUCCUCAGCGUCACUGCAGUUAAUUAACUGUGUGGACUUCAGAAUAUCUGCACCAAACAGGAUAUCUUACAUUUAAAGAAAAGAGCAUCUUGUCACCUCACAUGGAUAAACGUGACAUUUGGAAAACCCUCUCAUUGGUGUGAUUUGAAAACCAGAUUAAAAGAGUAUUUAUUAAAUAUACGUUUUCUGAAAGAUGAAUCCAGAAAAAACCCUUUGGGGACAGGUUUAAAAUAUCCCUUUUUGUUUGACAGUUUGUGUUAAUGCAUUUAAGUGAAUAUUUGAGUAAUGUUUGUUAGCAGUUGCCGACAUGGUUAAACAUACUGUAUACAGUAAAGAGAAAAUGUGUUACGCUUUCUAUGUAACCCUCUGUGAGAGUUCUUUAAAGAGUGACUGAACGCUUUAUGUUUUAUGAGUUGAAAUUGAAUGAUGUGUUGUAUUAUGUGCUUUGUAGACCUUAAAUAUGUAAAGAGUUUGAUUUGAUAGAUUUCCUAAAACUAAUACAAGUUUUGAGAAACAUCACAUUUAAACUGAAACUACUGUAUGUGUAUGUUAAAUGUCUGGCUUUUCAGUUCAGUUAAACAUGUCCUGAGUUGCUAAAAUGGGUAGUUAUUUAACAGCUUUUGGAUGGGUGUUUUCUCCAUCUGUGUGUCAUUGUCGGAAGUGGUGUUGGCAUUCUGGAUGAGCUCAAGUGUUGCUGCUGUUUUUCCAGCUGUCACACAAUGGCCUUUUCAUCGGAUAUGGAUUUGUGAGGCUCGUAUCACUCCAGCUAAGACUUCCAGUCAUCCAGCACUGAACUGGAGGGUGGUGAAAAAGAGAAGAAAGUCCAACAUUUAAACCCCCUCGAGUUUAUCUCAUGUUUAAGCCUCCAUCUGCAUGUCUCGCAGCCAUGUUAUAAUUCCUUUUUGCUCUGGCUGCUGCCAUGGAGUUGUUCCACUGCUCCUGGCAUCUCUCUUUUUCUAACUGCACUGCACAAUUUACAUCCCGCAGAGCUGCACGGAAGUCAGCUAACAGUUGUACUUUGGAGACACGACAGAUUGUUCAUUUCAGCCGCUGAAAUGGGCUCAAGAUGCUGCUUUUAUGACACAUAUUCGGCCUAAGAGUGCAGUCGCUGUCAUACUGGGAGGGAAAUCUGGACACAAACGGGCCAAUUUCAGAGGAAAUGCAGACACAUGGGUGGAGAAUUUCACGUGGUAGCAGCCUGUUUUGAACAAAAUGUAAUGAACUUAAACCUCAGCAGAAUAGGUGUUUCUGCUGGUACGAGAACAGCACAACAUGUACUUGUGUAUUUAGUUUGAAAGUGGUUUGUCUUUUUCUUUUUUAAAUAAAUUAUUUUUUAAGAAACUUAA
Messenger RNA from Eleginops maclovinus (Patagonian blennie), 2255 nucleotides. Its product is annotated as leucine-rich repeat neuronal protein 4. Lineage: Eukaryota; Metazoa; Chordata; Actinopteri; Perciformes; Eleginopidae. The transcript is spliced from 2 exons. Bases 145 to 870 code for a protein of 241 amino acids. The record is from RefSeq and is a predicted model, not a curated record.